Molecule: messenger RNA, 845 nt
Organism: Momordica charantia (bitter melon)
Lineage: Eukaryota; Viridiplantae; Streptophyta; Magnoliopsida; Cucurbitales; Cucurbitaceae
Product: 14 kDa proline-rich protein DC2.15
Source: RefSeq, a predicted model, not a curated record
CUUCUUUAAAUAAAGGCCCCUCUGUCCUUCUCCUUCACCCACCUCACCUCAGCUCAUCUCCAAUAAUAAUGGCUUCCAAAAAUCUUUCUUCAACAACCCUUCUCUUCUCUCUCCUUCUCCUCAUUGCUGUCGCCGCCGCCGGCGUUCCAUGCGACCAGCCCAAAACCAAGCCGGCCCCGGCCACACCCAAAAUCAAACCGUCCCCGGAAAUACCCAAAAUAAUCCGGCCGUCUCCGGCAGUCCAAUCGGCACACUGCCCAAAAGACACCUUGAAAUUUGGCGCGUGCACCAACAUUCUUGGAGUGGUCGGGGGCAUAAUCGGAAGCCCCGUCUCGAGCAAGUGCUGCGGUCUGGUGAGUGGGCUGACGGACGCCGAGGCCGCGGUUUGCCUUUGUACUGCCAUCAAAGCCAAUGUCCUUGGAAUCCAUUUAAAUGUCCCUGUUUCCUUAAGUUUGCUCCUCAGCUCUUGCCAGAAAUCUGUUCCCACCGGCUACCAAUGUAAAUGAUCCACACCAACAAUAAUCUGCAGGUUUCCAUCCAAAGUUUGGUUUCUGUUGGUGGGUCUUCUUCUUGUGUCGUUGUCUCUCCGUUAAUUACUUGUGUUUUCCAACAUCUCUGAUUUCUGUGCCUUUGUAAUAAAUGGGCAAGAUUUUUUUGCCCCAAAGUUUAAUUUGGUCAGCUUUCUUUCGCUUCUUUUGCUUCCUUCUCCCUCUCCCUUUGAUUUCACUACUCAUUACUCACGGUCAAGUGUUGGAGCUAGUAUUGAACUUGUUUUAUGGUUUAUUAGAGAUGUGUAUAUAUAAGUUGUGGUAUUGGAUUAAUUAGUCAAGUGCUGAUUUUGAAAA